Messenger RNA from Huiozyma naganishii CBS 8797, 1836 nucleotides. RefSeq names its product divalent metal ion transporter SMF1 (gene SMF1). Gene Ontology annotation, molecular function: manganese ion transmembrane transporter activity; cadmium ion transmembrane transporter activity. The coding region runs from base 1 to 1836 and encodes 611 amino acids. The transcript has a single exon. Gene Ontology annotation, cellular component: plasma membrane. NCBI's taxonomy places the organism in Eukaryota, Fungi, Ascomycota, Saccharomycetes, Saccharomycetales, Saccharomycetaceae. The record is from RefSeq and is a predicted model, not a curated record. Gene Ontology annotation, biological process: iron ion transport; intracellular manganese ion homeostasis.
AUGGCCGAGAAAAACGGAGGGAAAAUAAUUAAUGAUGACUAUGAGGGUUACAAAACGUCAAAGAGUUACUGCUUGUUGAGAAGUUGCUCAAGACAGCUCAAUAUGAGUCCCGGUUCACUGUCCGGUGUAAGUAUGUACGCUAAGAGUUUGUCCGAUGCCAAAGAGCAAGAGGCGUUUGAACUGGAUGGUAAGGUAAGACAGAGAACCAGCACAUUUGAAGUCGAAACUUCAAACAACCCCGACGCACUGUCGAUCAAUCCUCCUGAAUCUGCCGGUCCGGAUUCUGCCCCCUCAGGAAGUCCACUAUUAAGUAACUUCAAAGCCAGCUUUUUCAAAUACUUGAGGUUUAUUGGACCUGGGAUCAUGGUUAGUGUCGCAUAUAUCGAUCCCGGUAACUAUUCCACCGCGGUAAGUUCUGGUGCUGCGCACCAAUUUUCUUUGCUAUGCAUUGUCUUGUUAUCGAAUUGUAUUGCUAUAUUCCUACAGUGUCUGUGUAUCAAGCUUGGUUCGGUCACUGGCCAGGACUUAUCCAGAGCGUGUCGACUAUAUCUCCCCAGAUGGUUGAAUUUGAUUGUAUACUUUUUCGCAGAAUGUGCUAUCAUCGCCACGGAUGUCGCAGAAGUUAUUGGUACUGCCAUUGCGCUGAAUAUUUUGAUCAAGGUUCCACUUCCAGCGGGUGUGGCCAUCACAGUAAUUGAUGUAUUCACCGUGAUGUUUGGUUACAAGCCCGGUUCAAGUUCAAUCAAAUUCGUGAAAAUGUUUGAGUACGGUGUCGCCACUCUGGUUAUUGGCGUGUGCAUCUGUUUUGCUAUCGAACUCGCAUAUAUUCCAAAGGGUACUGUAUCCGUCGGCCACGUUUUCAGAGGGUUUGUACCAUCCAGACAAAUGUUCCAAAAUAACGGAAUGUACGACGCAAUUUCUAUUCUGGGUGCCACCGUUAUGCCCCAUUCGCUAUUUCUGGGCUCUGCAUUGGUUCAACCGCGUUUGCUGGAGUACGACAUUUCCCACAACAAUUACUCUGUUCUGGAAGAUGACCGGAUCGAUGACAAGAACAGGGAAGAAGUAAUGGAGGAAAGGUAUUUCAACUACAGACCGACCAUGGCUGCAAUCAAGUAUUGUAUGAAGUAUUCAAUGAUUGAGCUCGGAUCCACGCUAUUCACGCUGGCCUUGUUUGUCAACUGUGCUAUUUUAAUCGUGGCAGGGGCUACACUAUUCGGUACACCGAAUGCUGCCGAGGCAGAUCUAUUUGGCAUCCAUCAGUUGUUAUCCAGAAACCUAGCGCCGGCUGCUGGUACCAUUUUUAUGCUGGCAUUGUUGUUGAGUGGACAAUCUGCCGGGAUUGUUUGCACAAUGGCAGGCCAGAUUGUUAGUGAGGGCCAUAUCAACUGGAAAUUGAAACCGUGGCAAAGGCGGUUGGUAAGCAGGUCUAUUUCCAUCAUCCCUUGCCUUGUUAUCUCGAUUUGCAUCGGUAAGGAGGCCCUGAAUAAAGCUUUGAAUGCUUCUCAGGUCGUCUUAUCUAUUGUCUUACCCUUUUUGGUAGCACCAUUGAUAUAUUUCACUUGCAGCAAAAAAAUUAUGAAGACGGAGAUUACAGAGACGGAAGGUCCAGCGGAACCAGCUCAGACAAGAGACAGUGACUUAUCAGCCCUUGACGUUCUAGAUAACACAGAUGAAAUUGACAAUGAGCGCCUUGAAAACGAACCCGAAAUUAAAACUGUAAACAUGGCCAACAACUGGGCAACAACUAUUGUCGCCAUCCUUGUGUGGAUUUUCCUCUCUCUAUUGAACGUUUACGCCAUCGUUCAACUGGGGAUAUCCCAUGGGGACAUAAACUAA